UCCGCCCGGCCGCCAUGCGGGAGACGGACCGCGAGGCCGUGGCCACGGCCGUGCAGCGGGUGGCCGGCAUGCUGCAGCGCCCCGACCAGCUGGACAAGGUGGAGCAGUACCGCCGCCGCGAGGCGCGCAAGAAGGCCUCGGUGGAGGCCCGGCUGAAGGCCGCCAUCCAGUCGCAGCUGGACGGGGUGCGCACGGGCCUGAGCCAGCUGCACAGCGCGCUGGGCGACGUCAAGGACAUCCAGCGCUCGCUGGCCGACGUCAGCACGGACUGGCGGCGGAGCAUCAACACCGUGGAGAGCCUGCGGGGCGUGAAGGACGCUGUGGUCCGGCACAGCCAGCUGGCCGCCGCCGUGGAGAACCUCAAGAGCAUCUUCUCAGUGCCUGAGAUUGUGAGGGAGACGCAGGAUCUCAUCGAGCAGGGGGCGCUGCUGCAGGCCCACCGCAAGCUGAUGGACCUGGAGUGCUCCCGGGAUGGGCUGAUGUGCGAGCAGUUCCGCAUGGACAGUGGGAACACGCGCGACAUGGCCCUCAUCCACAGCUAUUUCGGGAGCACGCAGGGGCUUUCGGAUGAGCUGGCCAAGCAGCUGUGGAUGGUGCUGCAGCGGGCCCUGGUCACUGUCCGGCGUGACCCCACCCUGCUGGUCUCUGUGGUCAGGAUCAUUGAAAGGGAAGAAAAAAUUGACAGACGCAUUCUUGAUCGAAAAAAGCAGACGGGCUUUGUACCCCCCGGGCGGCCCAAAAGCUGGAAGGAGAAGAUGUUUGCCAUCCUGGACAAAACCGUGACGACCAGGAUUGAGGGCACGCAGGCGGACACCAGGGAAUCCGACAAGAUGUGGCUCGUCCGACACUUGGAGAUCAUCAGGAAGUACGUCCUGGACGACCUCGUCGUGGCCAAAACCCUGAUGGUGCAGUGCUUCCCACCCCACUACGAGAUCCUGGGCGCCCUCCUGCACAUGUACCAGCAGGCUCUGCGCGCCCGCAUGCAGGAGCUGGCGGCCGAGGACCUGGAGGCCAGCGAGAUAGUGAGCUUGCUGACCUGGGUCCUCAACACCUACACCAGCACAGAGAUGAUGGGGAACGUGGAGCUGGCCCCAGAGGUGGACGUCGGUACCCUGGAGCCUCUGCUUGCCCCCAACGUGAUCUCGAAGCUGCUGGACACGUACAUGUCGACACUCACUUCCAACAUCAUCGCCUGGCUGAGGAAAGCGCUAGAAACGGACAAGAAAGACUGGGUCAGAGAGACGGAGCCGGAAGCCGACCAGGAUGGGUACUACCAGACCACGCUCCCCGCCAUCGUGUUCCAGAUGUUUGAACAGAACCUUCAAGUGGCUGCUCAGAUAAGUGAAGAUUUGAAAACGAAGGUGCUGGUUUUGUGCCUGCAGCAGAUGAAUUCGUUCUUAAAUAGGUACAAAGAGGAGGCUCAGGCAUACAAGGAGGAGCACCUGCGGAACCGCCAGCACCCGCCCUGCUACGUGCAGUACAUGGUCGCCAUCAUCAACAACUGCCAGACCUUCCAGGAGUCCAUAGUCAGCUUGAAGAGGAAGCACCUCAAGCAGGAUGUGGAAGAGGGCGCGGCCCUGGGCCAGCUCAGCAUGGACGGGGUUCUGGACGCCAUCGCCACGGAGGGCUGCGGCGGCCUGCUGGAGGAGGUCUUCUUGGACUUGGAGCAACAUCUCAACGAGCUGAUGACGAAGAAGUGGCUGUCGGGCUCCAACGCUGUGGACAUCAUCUGCGUCACCGUGGAGGACUACUUCAACGACUUCGCCAGGAUCAAGAAGCCGUAUAAGAAGCGCCUGACAGCUGAGGCGCACCGGCGCGUGGUGGUGGAGUACCUGCGGGCCCUGCUGCUGAAGCGCAUCUCCUUCCGGGGCGCCGAGGAACGCAAGGAGGGCGCCGAGCGGAUGGUCCGUGAGGCCGAGCAGCUCCGCUUCCUAUUCCGCAGGCUGGCUUCGGGCUCUGGCGAGGAUGCAGGCGAACACUGCGACACGAUUGUGGCCGUCGCUGAGGUCAUCAAGCUGACUGACCCUUCUCUGCUGUACCUGGAGGUCUCAACUCUGGUCAGCAAGUACCCCGACAUCAGGGACGAGCAUGUGGGGGCGCUGCUGGCCGUGCGCGGCGACACCAGCCGGGACAUGAAGCAGACCAUCCUCGAGUCACUGGACCAGGGCUCGGCGCAGGCCAGCCCCGACUACGUGCCCCUCUUCAAGGACAUCGCUGUCCCCAGCCUGAACGUGCCCAAGCUCCUCAAGUAGCUGUGCCUGCAGCCGCCCGGGAAGUGGACACUGACCAGUGCCUCGGACACCGCUGCCCAGCGUGCCUGCGUCUGCAGAGCCGAGACUCGGGGAGGCCCCGCUGCAGUGGCCCUGCGGAGCCUGGGGCCUCAGCCAUCAGGAAGCCUCCCCUCAGCCAUGGUCAGCAGCAGGAGCCUUGGGCUUUCUGAAGCGGCAGGGGACCCCGACUUCAUGACCGUUGCCCCGUUUGCACUGUUCCCCCUCCUCCCCAGCAAGUCAGUGGAGAGCGGCCCCUGGAAUAAACAGGGGCCCUGUGCCUGCACCUGUGUCUUCCUGGCGCGGCUCCUCAGAGUCCCCUUCUCGGGACGUUGCCAGGGUCGGGGGCCCCUUUCGUGCUGGGCACUUCCUGGACCCGGAAAGCAGGGGUGAGAGUGCAUCAGAGAGGGAACCCCAGACAGCCUGAGGUCACGGAGGCCUCUGUCCAGAAGGGUUCCCCAGGGUGGUUGGAGGCUCCUGGGCUGCCUGGCAGGCACCCACUCCCGGGACAUGACUUGGCUGGGUGGCC
Messenger RNA from Talpa occidentalis (Iberian mole), 2796 nucleotides. RefSeq names its product exocyst complex component 3 (gene EXOC3). Gene Ontology annotation, molecular function: SNARE binding. Lineage: Eukaryota; Metazoa; Chordata; Mammalia; Eulipotyphla; Talpidae. Gene Ontology annotation, biological process: exocytosis; exocyst localization. The transcript has 12 exons. Gene Ontology annotation, cellular component: exocyst. The record is from RefSeq and is a predicted model, not a curated record. Bases 15 to 2252 code for a protein of 745 amino acids.